Amphimedon queenslandica is the source of this 3875-nucleotide messenger RNA. RefSeq lists its product as uncharacterized. The coding region runs from base 38 to 3532 and encodes 1164 amino acids. Gene Ontology annotation, biological process: signal transduction. Lineage: Eukaryota; Metazoa; Porifera; Demospongiae; Haplosclerida; Niphatidae. Gene Ontology annotation, molecular function: protein binding. The transcript is spliced from 10 exons. The record is from RefSeq and is a predicted model, not a curated record.
AAAUGAUUAGGUAUUUUGGUGGGUGUAAACUGUCAAUAUGGCCUCUAGUGUAUCAGGAAGUGAUACUGAAUAUAUUGGAAUGCUAUUCUAUGAGGAGGAGACAGGUUUACAUAAAUAUACAUAUAAAGCAUCAUUUACUGUAGCUAAAGAUAAAGACAAACUCCUUGAUUAUAUGAGAAGGAAGCACCCUAGAGCCGAGAUAGGUCGAACUAUCACCUUUAAAUUUCUCCAGCAAGACUCUACACCUACUUCAAGAGGUGAUUAUAUUGAAUUAAAGUUUGAUACUCCACAAGCUAAGCCAAUCACUGGAUGGAGCAUUAUACCUUUCAUAUCAUGUAGAAUAAGUAGGGAUCAAGUUAAUGUCUAUAGUGAACGUGGAGAUCUCAUGCAUUCCUCCUGUAGAAUAUUAAUACGUGCUAAACCUGAUGCUGUUUGUAGACUACUUUAUCGCAUACCAGUGGAAGGUAUGGUUAAACCUGUUACACUGGUUAUUCACAGGACACUGGAAGGUCGAGUCUUAGGCAUUAUAGAUUUAAUAGAUGUACUUGACACAUUGAAUGAAGCUCACUUCUCACGGAAGAAAUGGAAAUCUCUUGGUUCGGCUUUAGGAUUAUGUGAUUCUACAGUGGAAGCUAUUCAGACUAAUCAUCUUAGAGAUGAAGAAAGAUGUCUUAGGCAAUGUCUAGUAAGAUGGUUACAGAGAGCUGAUGGUGUUGAUGCUAAAGGAGAUCCAACAAUGGCUUCUCUUUGUGAUGCUCUUGAGAAAAUUGGUGAGAGAGCAGCAGCUGAGCAUAUCAGAUCAAAGAAUAAUGUUGAUACAGAUUCUAAUGAUGAUCCAGAGUUAUGCUACUAUCGAGAAGCACUUAAGACUACUGUGACGUGUCAUCUAACUAAAGCAGUCGUUCAAGGUGAAGCUCGUGUUGGCAAAACUGCUUUCAAAUCACUCCUACUUGAUGAAAAGUACAUUAAAGAAAGUACCAGUAUUGCUGAGCCAAGAGUUGGCAUCCAUCGCUAUAGACGACAUGAAUCACGUGAUACUGGGAAACGAUAUGAGCUAUUGAAUGUGACAGAGUUAGAAAAAAUAGUUAAAAAUGCUUUGAAAAAAGAUGCAUUAGAAAAAUCGAUCAGUUCUCCAGUAGAAAAUGAAGCUAUUGAUGGUAAAGAAAAAUCGAUUAGCUCUCCACUAGAAAAUGAAGCUAGUGAUGGUAAAGAAAAAUCGAUCAGUUCUCCAGUAGAAAAGGAAGCUAGUGAUGGUAACAACGGAAAUGAAUCACGCAGUGUAGGGAAUGAAACACCUGACCAGGCCAUUGAUGGACUUGUUGAAGGAAAUGAAGCCACUGAUGGAGACGGAGCACCUGGUGAAGCAUUUAGCAAUGAAAGCAAAAGUUUGCCAAGUAAAGUAAUAGAGAAAGUAUUUGAAGGGUUGCAGCGAAGUUCAGGGAAGGAAAACCAUCUUGAAGGUGCACAUUGGCUAUACCUCAUUGAUACAGGAGGUCAAAUCGCUUUUCAGAAGUUGCUUCCAAUUUUUAUGCCGUUUGCUCAAGUUCUUAUUCUGGUUGUUGACUUACCAAAAAAGCUUUCUAGCCAAUCCAGUGGAGUGAUGCACAUUGAAGGGAAAGAUCACAUUGAUGGCAGUCCACACCAUUUACCAAUUGAAGAGAUUUUAAAACAGACAAUCUCUUCAAUAGCUUCUGGCAUGCAGCAUUUCCGGGAUAGCUAUAAGUAUCAUAAAGUUUUACACAAUUUAGUUCCAGAGAUAUUGGAGAUUCUCGCGAUUGGCACACACAGGGAUGAAUGCAGCAGUGAUACUGAAGAGUCUAAACUCACAUUGGCAGAAAAAUUAGCAGAAAUAAUUGAUGCAAAUGAUGAUUGCAAAUCUGUUGGAGAUAAAUUAACAGUUCAAGUACAUGAAAUUGAUGGUCGUAUUGCUGAAAUUCCUGUUGAAAGCCGGAUAGAAACAAAUGCCACUAUUAAAGAAAGGAAACUCGAUUUUAAAAACACUAUGAGUUCUUUGAGUAAAGUACAUAAGCUCUUGAAGGACAUUGAAAAAAAGAUCAACAUUCCAUUUUUCUAUUACUUCUUUGAUAUUGUACUUCGUGUUGCAGUAGAGCAGGGAUGUGGUAUCUUAAAAUACUCCACCUGCAAAAGUCUUGGGGAAGAAUUAAAACUUUCAGAAGAUGAAGUGAUGGAGUCUCUUAAUUUUUUGCACCAGAUCAACAGUAUCAUUUAUUAUCAUGAUUCUAAAGCCUGCAGUGACCUGGUGUUUGUUAACAUAGGCAGUCUCAUUGGUAUUCUCAAGGAGUUAGUCGUGCCUGUUUACAAAUAUCACUCCAAUAAAAAAAUAUACACUGGAGACAAGGAUGGAAUUAUAAAGGGAAUGCUUUCAGAGUCUGAGUUUAAAAAGAUUUGUAAUGAACAACUUGAUCCCAUAGAGAAAGAGCUAAAAGAUAAUGAUAUUGCAAUGAAAUUGCUGAAGCUUUUUGCAGAGCUCUCAAUAGCCACGCCAAUAGAUGAUAAACAUUUCAUACCAGCUCUCCUUCCAGUAAGAAAUGUUACAGAUACCAAUCCUUUUAAAGAUCGUGAGCCAUUGCUGUUUUACUUCAAGAAGGCUACCCCAAUGGGCCUUUUCUGCUCUGUCGUAACUUGUCUUCUUUCCUGGUCUACCUACAAAAUUGCUUUCAUUGAAAGUAAUUUCUCUAAUUACAUUGAAUUGAAAUAUAGCACAGAAGGGGUUAAGUUAUUCUACAUUGUUCUAGUUGAACAGAUGAAUUGCAUUGAAGUCCAUUGCGAGGAACAGAGAGGUGAAGGGGUAGUAAGGGAAGAUGUAAGAGAAGCUAUCACUUCUGCAGCUGCAAAACACCAUCUCAGUGACAAUCAUAGGAUUCCAGAUCUCCGAUUUUAUUGUUCAUGUAAGCAUGCUAUUACUCAUGAAGGACAAAGUGCUGGUCCUCAUGAAAGUGGUACUGCUGGUGGUGGUGCUGGUAGCAGAGGAGGUGGUGCUGGUGCUAGUAGUGACAGAGGAGGUGUGUCAAAAGGGAAGAAGCAUACAGUUGAAGUUGAGACUGUCAAUAAGGAGCAUACCUUCCGAUGCAGUGAAAACCCACUUACUAAAUGGGAACAUGAGAAACCGUUGUGGAACUCCUGGCUUGACAGUGCUCCGCAAGGAAGUGUAUCUGAGACAGGAAGCACUGGCUCUCAUCAAGAAGCCAAAAGUACAAGUACAAGUCCAAAGGAGAUACUACAGAAAUAUUCAGACAAGCUAACCAAGGCAAUGUCAGCAAGUGUUUGUCAUGUCACUGGAGCAUUGCUUGCCAAGGAUCUAAUAACACAAGGGACUAGAGACUAUGUAAUGACAGCAGUUGGUGUAUCUAAUGCUGAUAAAGCUGGUAAAGUAAUGACUGAUGUGAUGGGUCAAUUAGGAGCUUUUCCUGAUGAAAGACAGUAUUUAGCUGACGUGUGUAAUAUUUUAACUCAACUAGGUGCAGGAAUGAAACAGAUAGGAAAUGAUAUGCUUAAUGAACUAGGAUACUGACCACCCUCCUCCUGCUACUAGUAAAGGAACAACAAAUUAAUUUUUGCUAUAUCAAAAGACAAUAACUUUUAGAAUCUUUCUUUUUUUAAUUAUGUGACAAUUAAUAACCAGUAUGAGUUUUUCAUAGAGUAAGACAAUUGUGUGCAUUCAUUGUGUUGAUUAUUAAAUGUAUCAUGACCAUAUGUGCAUUUACCCAGUAUGUGUAUAUUAAUGUAUUAGUUAUUAAAUUCAUUAUAGUUAUUAUCAUGUUAUGCUCGCAUCAUAAAGUAUGAUAGAGCUAUUAAUUUUUGGAUACUCAGUUGCUCAUUAUUUUAAUUAUUAUAAUGAUGCUUUUAAAAUUCUA